This is a messenger RNA of Armigeres subalbatus, 1473 nucleotides long. RefSeq names its product cytochrome P450 4c21-like. The transcript is spliced from 6 exons. Gene Ontology annotation, molecular function: heme binding; oxidoreductase activity, acting on paired donors, with incorporation or reduction of molecular oxygen; monooxygenase activity. The coding region runs from base 1 to 1473 and encodes 490 amino acids. Lineage: Eukaryota; Metazoa; Arthropoda; Insecta; Diptera; Culicidae. The record is from RefSeq and is a predicted model, not a curated record.
AUGUUGCUUCUGUUACUGUGCUUGGUUGUGAUUUUUACGUAUUUUGCCAUUAGGAGUCGCGCUUGGAGGAGCAAAGUCUUUGCCAACGACCUGCCGGAAGUUGUUCCGGAAAAGUUCUUCCUUGGUCUGAGCGAUGUGGAACGGCUCGAGUUGGUGAAUAAAAUUUUCCUGGAGCAAGACCGCUUAUUUAGGAUGAAAAUUGGCCCAACGUUGCUACUUGGCGUGAGUCACCCGGAUUUGGUGCAGAAAGUUCUGUCCCAUCCGGAUUGCUUGGAGAAACCCUUUUUCUAUGAUUUUGUGAACUAUGAAAAGGGAAUCUUCUCGGCGAAAUACAAGCUAUGGAAAAAUCAACGGAACGCUUUGAACCCGGCGUUUAAUCGUCGGAUAUUGCAAAGUUUUGUGCCGAUUUUCGAAAAGUGUAGUAAAAGCAUGGUAAGCGAGUUGAUGAAGUGUACGCCAGGAGAGACAGUAAACAUUUUAAAAUUUACGUCAAGAAGUGCGCUAGAGAUGGUUUGUAGUACGACGCUCGGAAGUGAUGUUUUGCAACGAGAUGGAAAAGAAGUCUUUCUUAAUUCGCUGGAAGAAUUAUUUAUUAGCAUCUCGAGACGUAUGAUGAGAAUUCACUUGCACCCGCAGCCAAUCUACAUGAUGACGAAAUAUUAUUGGAAGGAGCGGGAUGCUAGGAGACAGUGCAAAUUGUUCACUAGAAAGAUUCUACAAGAGAAACAAGAAGCUAAAAAAGGAAUUAUCUCACCAGAUUCCGUUCCAGAAACAGAUGAUUACAGAAGACCUCAGAUCUUGAUAGACCAGCUUCUCUCAACGUGCAAUGGUAGCAGACCGUUUACUGACGAAGAAAUCUUGCAAAAUAUUCUCGUAAUUAUGCUUGCUGGCUACGACACAACCGGACUGGCAACGGCUUACGCUUGUCUUUUCCUCGGCAUGUAUCCACACCUGCAGGAUAAAGUCCAUACCGAAGUGAUGGAGCACUUCCCCAGUGAAAAUGUGCAGAUGGACUGUGAUUUACUAAAACGGCUCAAGUACACGGAGAUGUUUCUGAUGGAAGUGCUUCGACAUUGCCCCGUGGCAGCCCACAUUGCCCGCGAGUGCAUCAGUGCAGUCGAGAUCGAUGGAGUCCAUGUUCCGGCGGGAAACUGGUUCAUUUUUAAUUUCUGUGCAAUGCAUAGGCGAAAGGAUAUAUGGGGACCGGAUGCGGACAUGUUUGACCCGGACAACUUUUUGCCGGAACGAGUCCGAGCUAGGAACCCGAAUGCGUAUAUGCCGUUCAGUGCGGGUGCGAGGAACUGUAUCGGUAGACGAUAUGCCAUGCUUAGUAUGAAAGUCAUGCUGGUAAACAUAUUGCGAAGAUUUAUACUACACACUGAUUUGAAGUACGAAGAUUUGCGAUACGAAUUUGGUAUUACGUUGAAGUUGUCAACGGAUCACUUGGUGCAGCUUGAAAGACGGAAUGUAUAA